UAUAUAUAUAUAUAUAUAUAUAUGUGAAAGCUUUGGCAAUUACAAGUUGGUUUUUGUUUCCCGCCCCCCAAGAAUGAAAUUCCCUCCAUUGCUUUCGCUGCAUUUUAUAGUUGUUUUGAUCAUUUUUGUAGCAGAAGUGGCCUCACAAACCAAGCCAGGCUGCAGUGGGCGUUGCGGUUCCCUUGAGAUUCCUUAUCCUUUUGGAAUAAGCGAGGGAUGUUCCCUUGAUGACUCAUUUCUCAUUACUUGUAACACCACUUUCAGCCCUCCCAGACCAUUUUUAGGACCAGGCAAUACACCUGCCCCAGUCCUCAACAUUUCUUUAGAUGGUGAAUUGCGAGUAUCGUUCUCCGUAGCCCGCCAGUGUUAUGAUGCGUCGGGCAUGCUGGUCGAGGAAACAACUUCUAGUCUCGUUUCGGAGAAAUUCCCCAUUUCGACCCGUAACAGGUUCACGGCUGUUGGUUGUGAUACAUUCGCCGCCAUUGCGGGAACCCGAGGACAGAACUUCACAACAGGAUGCCUUUCACUUUGUGAUCAAAUGGAGAGUGUGACUAACGGGUCUUGCGCAGGAAUCGGCUGUUGCCAGACUAUGAUACCAAUAGAAACGCGGAAUUUCGGUGCAGCUGUUGGUGGCUUGAACAAUCAUUCCACUGUGAACAGCUUCAACCCGUGCAGCUUUGCUUUUUUGGUUGAAGAAGGGUUUUAUAACUUCUCCAUUGCAGAUCUCAUAGAUAUGCAGAACAAACAAGACAUGCCUGUGGUGCUUGAUUGGACUGUAGGAAAUAUAACAUGCCAAGAAGCUCAAAAGGAUUUAACUACCUAUGCAUGCGAGGCCGCGAACAGCGAAUGCUUGGAUUCAAACAAUGGACCGGGGUACCGCUGCAGGUGCAAGACAGGUUUUCAAGGAAACGCUUAUCUUGUUGAUGGCUGUCAAGAUAUUGAUGAGUGCAAAGCUUCAAAUCCCUGCAGUGGGAAAUGUAACAACUUUCCAGGAGGUGUUUUUUGCUCAUGUCCAGAAGGGUUUGAAGGGGAUGGAAUGGUAAAUGGGACCGGUUGUCGUCGAAUAAUCAAUCAAGGUGAUCAAAGGAGAUUGAUAAUUCCAUUGAGUGUCAGCAUGAGUCUGUUACUGAUAAUUAUAGCAGGCUGCUGGAUAUAUUGGGGAGUUCAGAAAAGAAAGCUUAUCAAACUGAAGGAGAAAUUCUUUCAGCAAAAUGGUGGUCUUAUGUUACAGCAAAAACUCUCUAAUGGAUCAAUCGAAACUGCCAAAAUCUAUACUGCAGAGGAGCUAAAGGAAGCCACCAACAAUUACCAUGAAAGCAGAGUCCUUGGCCAAGGUGGCUAUGGAACAGUCUACAAAGGAAUAUUGCCAGACAAUAAAGUAGUAGCUAUUAAGAAAUCAAAAGUUUGUGACCAAAGCCAAAUAGAACAAUUCAUCAAUGAGGUACUCGUGCUUUCACAAAUUAACCAUAGGAAUGUGGUUAAGCUAUUAGGGUGUUGUUUAGAGACAGAGGUGCCUUUACUCGUCUAUGAAUUCAUUACAAAUGGAACUCUGGCAGACCAUCUACAUGAUAAACUAUCUGCAUCAUCACUACCAUGGGAAAUGCGUCUGAAAGUUGCUGCAGAGACUGCCGGAGCGCUAGCUUACUUGCACUCGGCAACGUCUAUGCCGAUAAUUCACAGGGAUGUCAAGACUUCCAACAUAUUGCUAGACAACAGUUACACAACCAAAGUGUCGGAUUUCGGUGCAUCAAGGUUGGUUCCACUGGAUCAAACGCAGUUAACCACAUUGGUGCAAGGGACACUAGGAUAUUUGGACCCUGAAUACUUCCACAGCAGUCAGCUAACAGAGAAAAGUGAUGUCUAUAGCUUCGGGGUUGUUCUUGCUGAACUACUAACUGGCAAGCAAGCUCUCGCUUUCGAUAGACCUGAAAAGGAGCGAAACCUUGCUAUAUACUUCAUUUCUUCAAUGAAAGAAGAUCGGUUGGUUGAAAUUCUUGAUGAUGGUAUCAUGAAUGAGGGAAGCAUUCAAAAGAUGAACCAAACGGCUGAGGUAGCAAAAAGGUGUUUAAGGGUUAGAGGUGAGGAAAGGCCUAGCAUGAAGGAAGUAGCCAUGGAAUUAGAAGGCUUGAGAGCUGUGGAGAAACAUUCUUGGAUUAAAGUUGAUUUGGGUAUUGAAGAAACCGAGCACUUGCUGCCUCUACCUUCUUCAUAUAUUGAGUUUGGCAGUAAUUCUGGCAAUGUCACUGCCACUACCACAACUUCUGGUUUUGAUAGCCUGAGAGACCAAAUAUUCUCAACACCACUUCAUGGUGGCCGCUGAUCAUUAACUCCUGCUGGAAGAUUCAAGUGCUCCAAAUUCUAGUUUUUUUUAUUGCUGUUGAUAAAUUCCAUGCGGAAUGAUCAUUUUAUUAAAGGAUUGUAUCCAAAUAUUGAUUGUUUAUAAGAAUCGCAUUUAUUCAUAUACUCA
Molecule: messenger RNA, 2467 nt
Organism: Gossypium arboreum
Lineage: Eukaryota; Viridiplantae; Streptophyta; Magnoliopsida; Malvales; Malvaceae
Product: wall-associated receptor kinase 2-like
Exons: 3
Coding region: 74-2320 (748 amino acids)
Biological process (GO): cell surface receptor signaling pathway; protein phosphorylation
Cellular component (GO): plasma membrane
Molecular function (GO): ATP binding; protein serine/threonine kinase activity; calcium ion binding
Source: RefSeq, a predicted model, not a curated record